Gloeophyllum trabeum ATCC 11539 is the source of this 1762-nucleotide messenger RNA. Its product is annotated as glycoside hydrolase/deacetylase. Lineage: Eukaryota; Fungi; Basidiomycota; Agaricomycetes; Gloeophyllales; Gloeophyllaceae. The record is from RefSeq and is a predicted model, not a curated record. Gene Ontology annotation, molecular function: hydrolase activity, acting on carbon-nitrogen (but not peptide) bonds. The coding region runs from base 65 to 979 and encodes 304 amino acids. The transcript has 13 exons. Gene Ontology annotation, biological process: carbohydrate metabolic process.
CGGCAAUGCGUUCCCCCAUCCCCAGAUAAGCUCGCCUUUCACGUUCCCUCUCGUUAUUGCAAACAUGCCCCGCACCGUCCUCGUUGGUUUCGGCGUCGACGUCGACGCUGUGGCCGGAUGGCUCGGGUCCUAUGGCGGCCAAGACUCGCCGAGCGACGUCUCCAGGGGCAUCUACGCCGGCGAAGUAGGCGUCCCCCGCCUCCUCAAGCUCUUUGCAAAGUACAACAUCAAGACCACCUGGUUCAUCCCUGGACAUAGCCUGGAAACCUUUCCCGAGCAAAUGGCCGCCGUGCGCGACGCUGGCCACGAAAUCGGGCUCCACGGGUACUCUCACGAAAACCCCGUAUCGAUGACGAUCGACCAGCAGCGCGACAUCCUCGACCACACGCACGCCCUGCUCACCGCCUUCAACCACGGCGUCCCGCCCAGGGGGAGCGUCGCGCCGUGGUGGGAGACGAGCAGGGAGGGCACCGAGUUGUUGCUGGAGAAGGGGAUCGAGUAUGAUCAUUCGAAUAUGGCGCACGACUCGCAGGCGUACUACCUCCGCGACGAGGACACCUGGACCAAGAUCGACUACAACGCGCGCGCGCACACCUGGAUGAAGCCCCUCCAGCGCGGGAACGAGACCGGCGUCGUCGAGAUCCCGGGCAACUGGUACCUAGAUGACUUGCCGCCCAUGAUGUUCAUCAAGUCCGCGCCCAACUCGCACGGCUGGGUCAACACGCGCGACGUCGAGGACCUCUGGAAGGACUAUUUCUCGUACCUCUACCGCGAGGAGGAGAAUUUUAUAUUCCCGAUCACGAUCCACCCGGACGUCAGCGGCCGCCCGCACGUCCUGAUGAUGCUCGAGCGCUUCAUCGAGUGGGUCAACACGCACGCCGACGUGCGCUGGGUCAAGAUGCACGAGAUGGCGGACGAGUUCCGCGCGCGCGUCAAGCCCGCCGCGGGGGCGAGGAUGCCGAGGGGGGUGGAGGCGUAAGGGGCGUAAGGGGCGGAAGGAGAAGUGUGAGAUUGUUUGUAUUGGCAGGGUUGUAUGUAGGGACGAAAGUGUUUGAUCAGAGUCUGAAGCGGCGCAUCUCCGGGGGUGGUGUUCUAUCUCUCGGUUACAUGAUAGUGUGUACGAUACAUUCGCCGGUCGCUCGGGAUGCUCACCAGACCUUUGUGCGAGGUGAAUCCGAGGAUGGGCUUGCCCUGAGAUCGGCUGGAGGAAAGGACGCUUUGCAGCAUCAAUAGCCGAGAUGGGGGCCACUACUAGUCCUCUUCGAUGAUGGUAAUUUUAUGACCCUCCGUGACGGGCACAGGCGCCGGAGCCUCCUCCUUCCCCUCCUGCUCCCCGCCCUCCGGCUGCGGUCCAGCCUCCUCGUCACCCUCCCCGACCUCCCCGCCCUCCUCGUCGCUAUCAUCUUCUCCCGGUCUCUUAAACACCAAUUCCUUUCCGCCGAGCAGCCUCCGCUUCUUGAGCGGCGCGCCGUCGUCGUCCCGCGUCCUCGCAGCGCCCUGCGAGUCGUCCCCCUGCGCGUCCUUGUCGGCCGAGUGCUUGGCCUUUGCUUUCUCCUUCUUCUUCAGCCGCUUCGCGCGGUUCUUGGCCGUCUUCGCCUCCGCCUGCUCCUCCCACUCGCGUUUCCUGCGCUCAAACUCCGCCGUCUCUUGCUCCUUGCGAUUCUGCUCCUCCAUCAUCUUGAGCCGCUCGUACUCGCGCCGCCGCGCGGCCUUGUAGACGUGGAACUCGCCGCUGCCCGCGCCGGCGCUGCUCCCCUGCACG